AUGGAGAAUCGCUCCACUAGCAUUCUACGACGUCAAGAUGAUAUAGAAAUCCUCAAGCAGCAACCGAAGCUAAACAUUUUUGGAGAUGUUGAAGUCGUUGAAGCCAGUUUCGGUCUCGGCUUGCUUUCUGAAGCACUUCCCCCUCAGGAAGUUGUUCAGAUACUGAAGAAGUGGGAUUGGGCAGUCGAGAGCAUCGAUGUGCGAUGUGUCGCCGUGCAUUAUCGUGGUAAAGGAUUGGUUCCUUUCCACUUGCCAAUGCGGAACGUAGUCGAUGACGUUUCUGGCGCAUUUCGUCGGUCUGCUAGAAGUUUGGUCAGCGUGACCUUCUUUUGGUGCUAUUUCAGCACUGAGAAGACCACGGCGCUUGACCGGGGUCAAACCACUAAGUCGAUCGUCGCCGAUGCAAACGGAAUGGAGAAAAUGGUUAUUGGUACUGGUCAACUUAGUCGAUGA
This is a messenger RNA of Angiostrongylus costaricensis, 453 nucleotides long. Lineage: Eukaryota; Metazoa; Nematoda; Chromadorea; Rhabditida; Metastrongylidae. The record is from the annotation of a GenBank genome assembly.